Molecule: messenger RNA, 1493 nt
Organism: Tripterygium wilfordii
Lineage: Eukaryota; Viridiplantae; Streptophyta; Magnoliopsida; Celastrales; Celastraceae
Product: dnaJ homolog subfamily B member 1
Exons: 3
Coding region: 121-1146 (341 amino acids)
Cellular component (GO): cytosol
Molecular function (GO): protein-folding chaperone binding
Source: RefSeq, a predicted model, not a curated record
AUCCGCAUCGUCACUCAGCAGUCAGCAGCACCUGAAAAGGCUCCGUUGAUUAGCUCAGUCACCCUGUCACGCAGCCGCAGAACGGCAGAAGAAUAAGCGAAGGAGAAGAAAACAGCAGCUAUGGGCGUAGAUUACUACAAGGUUCUACAGGUGGACCGGAAUGCCAAAGAUGAUGAUUUGAAAAAGGCUUAUCGAAAGCUCGCCAUGAAGUGGCAUCCUGACAAAAACCCUAACAACAAGAAAGACGCCGAGGCUAAAUUCAAACAAAUCUCCGAGGCCUACGAUGUUUUGAGUGAUCCCCAAAAGAGAGCGGUAUAUGAUCAGUUCGGUGAGGAGGGGUUGAAGGGCCAGGUCCCGCCUCCGGGGGCUGGCGGUUUCUCUGGCGGCGGAGAUGGGGGUUCGACGACGUUUCGCUUCAACCCGAGGAAUGCCGACGACAUUUUCUCUGAGUUUUUCGGGUUCGCUAGUCCGUUUGGUGGGAUGGGAGACAUGGGCGGGUCACGGGCCGGCCCGUCUGGGUUCUCAAGAGGCAUGUUUGGUGAUGAUAUCUUCGGUUCGUUUAGAGCCGCUGCUGGAGAGGCAUCCGGCAAUAUGCCUCUACGAAAAGCUGCGGCUAUAGAACGUACCUUGUCGUGUAGUUUGGAGGAUUUGUACAAGGGUACCACCAAGAAGAUGAAGAUUUCGAGGGAUGUAGCUGAUUCCAGUGGGAGACCUACCACAGUGGAAGAGAUUCUUACAAUUGAAAUCAAGCCUGGUUGGAAGAAAGGGACAAAAAUUACUUUCCCAGAGAAGGGAAAUGAACAACGAGGGGUUAUACCGUCAGAUCUAGUCUUUAUCAUAGACGAGAAGCCUCAUGGCGUCUUCAAGAGGGAUGGCAAUGAUCUUAUUGUCACCCAGAAGAUCUCUCUGGUGGAAGCUCUGACGGGCUACACUGCACAGGUGACAACCCUCGAUGGGCGGAAUCUUACAAUCUCCAUCAACUCUGUUAUCAGUCCAACCUAUGAAGAAGUUAUUAAAGGUGAAGGGAUGCCCAUCCCCAAGGAACCAACCAGAAAAGGCAACCUGAGAAUCAAGUUUAACAUCAAGUUUCCUAGCAAGCUUACUGCAGAGCAGAAAAGUGGCAUCAAGCGGUUAAUAUCAUCAUAGAAAAACCGGUGGCAGCGCUCCCUCCCUACCAUCUCCUGAACUUGUGUAACCUUGGUUUUUUCUCUCUUUCCCUUUUCUCCCUGUUUGUUUUAUUCUGGUAAGGAAAUGCAUUUGCUUUGGAAUCAAAGACCCUCAUGUCAAUUAUUUGAGAGCGAAUUAAAUUUUUAUUUUACUCCUUGUCUCUUUUACUAUUCCCCCCCCUGAUUUAGGCCAAGGAGGAGUUUAGCAUUGUUUAUUUGUAUUCCAAACUGGCAAGAGUAGAGAAGGAUGGAUGAUUGUUCACAGCUUUUCAUGUUUCAGAAAUAAGAACACAUCUGCCCAGUGUAAUAUAAUGUUGUGUUUUGUCA